This is a messenger RNA of Fusarium redolens, 1242 nucleotides long. RefSeq names its product peroxisomal biogenesis factor 11. The transcript is spliced from 2 exons. The record is from RefSeq and is a predicted model, not a curated record. The coding region runs from base 182 to 889 and encodes 235 amino acids. Lineage: Eukaryota; Fungi; Ascomycota; Sordariomycetes; Hypocreales; Nectriaceae. Gene Ontology annotation, cellular component: peroxisomal membrane. Gene Ontology annotation, biological process: peroxisome fission; regulation of peroxisome size.
UCGUACCCGUUCCUGGUAAAACUUAACUUAACUUUUGCAUCUCCAUCUCCAUCUCCAUCUCCAUCUUCUUUCAUCAGUAAUUGCUGGUUUCUUACUGGUAAAUCGUAAUUCUGUAUAUUCCAACUGUCGCAUACCACCACCAUCCACGUAUACUCUACCUAUACUCGGUACCAUCGCAAUCAUGGUCGCUGACGCUCUCGUCUACCACCCCACGGUAGCGCACUACCUGCGCUACAUGGCCACCACCCUCGGUCGCGACAAGCUCAUGCGAGUCCUUCAAUACUUCGCCCGCUUCUACGCCUGGUAUCUCCUCCGCACAAACGCAACCCCCGACAAGGUCGCCCCUUGGAACGCCCUCAAGAAGCAGUUCGGCCUGUUCCGAAAGGUCUUCCGAGCCGGAAAGUUCGUCGAGCACUACAAGGCCGCUGCCACUGCUUCCGACUCCAAGUCCCUCGACCCCGUCCUCAAGUACACCCAGGUCGGUCGCCAGCUGGGAUAUGCUGGUUACCUUACCUGCGAUGCUCUCACUAUUCCUGAUGCUGCUGGUAUCAGGAAGUGGCAGCAUGCCAAGCGCCUUCAGCAGGAGGCUUAUAGAUCGUGGGCUAUUGGUAUCGCCUUUAGCAUUAUUGGUCAGCUGUACACUCUGCGACAGCUGAGCGUGCGCGCAUCAAAGGUUGAUCUGAAGGAGGGUGAGGGUGUUGUUGAGAGCAAGACCAUCUCUAUUGAGCGCGCUGCCGCCAAGAAGCAACUCCUCUGCGAUCUUUGCGAUAUCCUCGUCCCUGUCUCCGGUCUCGGAUGGGUUUCCUUCCUCGAUGACGGCAUCGUCGGCCUUACUGGUACCUUGAGCAGUGUCAUCGGUGUCUACACUCAAUGGAAGAAGACGGCUUAAUCUUGAACACAUACCAAAACCCAACAAUACCCGAUACCAUAUUUAUACACACUCCGUAAUUCCUUACAAAGCGCGUCACUUUGUUAUCUGUUCGGUCGGCAUCUUUCUUUUUGUACUAUAAGGGGGCGACACGGUUGGGUUGUUGUCCAAAGUAAAUCACGAGCAUCAGGUUCACUCGUUGUGCAGUAAUGCGAUGUCAAUUUGAAGAUACAAAAUCAAAAGUUGGAUUAUUUUGGCUAUUUUCUGUGAUAAAAGCAAAAACUAGCAAAUAACGACUCUUACUGAGUGGUCCCAAAAGUCUUCCUCCAGGUUAUAGUAUAAGACAAAAUAAAAGCAAUAAGCAAUCCCUCACC